Messenger RNA from Vitis riparia (riverbank grape), 1464 nucleotides. RefSeq names its product probable disease resistance protein At5g63020. The record is from RefSeq and is a predicted model, not a curated record. Bases 75 to 1220 code for a protein of 381 amino acids. Gene Ontology annotation, molecular function: ADP binding. The transcript has 2 exons. Lineage: Eukaryota; Viridiplantae; Streptophyta; Magnoliopsida; Vitales; Vitaceae.
GUCUGCUGCUCUCCCACAAAACCCAUCUCUCCAUUUUCUGUUUUUUCGUUGAAUUUCAUCUCUCAAGACAAGGAAUGGAUUGUGUGAGCCCAAUCUUGGAUGUUGUCACUCGCGCAUGGAACUGCACAGCCAAGCAUGCAGUCUACAUCAGGGAUCUGCAGGAAAAUAUGGACUCGUUAAGAAACGCAAUGCAGGAGCUGAAGAACGCAUACCAGGAUGUGAAGGGAAGAGUUGAACUUGAAGAUCAAAGGCAAAUGAAGCGCACAAAUGAAGUGGACGGCUGGCUCCAUAGCGUCCUAGCCAUGGAACUAGGAGUCAACGAGAUCCUGGAGAAAGGCGAUCAGGAAAUCCAGAAGAAAUGCCCUGGAACUUGUUGUCCCAGAAACUGCCGGUCCAGCUACAAGCUUGGGAAGAAAGCGAGUAAAAAGCUGGGUGCUGUGACUGAAUUAAGGAACAAGGGACGCUUUGAUGUUGUGGCUGAUAGGUUACCUCAAGCUCCGGUGGAUGAGAGGCCGAUGGAGAAGACUGUGGGCUUAGAUCUGAUGUUUACAGAGGUUUGCAGAUGCAUCCAAGACGAGGAGCUGGGAAUUAUUGGGUUGUACGGUAUGGGGGGUGCCGGGAAAACUACCCUCAUGACCAAAGUGAAUAAUGAGUUCAUCAGAGCGAGCAAGAUCUUUGAAAUCGCCAUUUGGGUAGUAGUAUCCAGGCCAGCAAGUGUGGAAAAAGUACAAGAAGUCAUUCGCAACAAGUUAGACAUUCCUGAAGACAGAUGGAGAAACAGAACCGAGGAUGAAAAGGCAGUAGCAAUUUUCAAUGUCUUGAAGGCAAAAAGGUUUGUGAUGCUGCUAGAUGAUGUAUGGGAGCGGCUUGAUCUCCAAAAAGUGGGGGUUCCUUAUCCUAAUUCCCAAAACAAGUCCAAAGUAAUAUUAACAACCCGUUCUCUGGAUGUUUGUCGGGAUAUGGAAGCUCAAAAAAGCCUUAAGGUGGAGUGUUUGACAGAAGAUGAGGCUAUUAAUUUGUUCAAGAAGAAGGUUGGAGAGACUGCUCUAAAUUCACAUUCGGAUAUACCCCAACUUGCUGAAAUUGCUGCUAAAGAAUGCCAAGGCUUACCACUUGCAAUCGUCACUAUUGGGCGAGCUAUGGCUGACAAGAAGACUCCACAAGAAUGGGAGCAAGCAAUCCAAAUGUUGAAGACUUAUCCAUCAAAGUUUUCAGGAUAAGAUUUUGAAGAAUGGUCGGACUCAACUGAAACUUCUUUCAAAUGUUUGAAUUUCAGGAUGCUAAGUGUGCACAGGGUGGAUUGCAGAAAUAAACAUCCAAAGAGACAAAAAAAAAAAUAAAAAUAAAUAAUCCUUUGUGCUUAUAUUGUGUGUAAAGAUGAGUGAAAACAGCUCUUGUAUAUUUGGAUUGUAUGUAGGGUGCCAUACCAUGAAGCUACUGUAAUUUUUAUUCGCUUUAAUUGAU